Messenger RNA from Clunio marinus, 690 nucleotides. Lineage: Eukaryota; Metazoa; Arthropoda; Insecta; Diptera; Chironomidae. The record is from the annotation of a GenBank genome assembly.
GUUUUCAUCAUUCUUUUGAUAACCCUCGAAGUGUUUGAAAGCAAAUUUCUAAAGCUCUGAAUUUUGGAGAAAAAAAAUUUACUGUGCAAGUAAAGAAGCAGAAGGCAAGCAAGUCUUACAUAAUCAUGAGUUUACUGAAAAGAAAACGAGAACAAGAGAAGCUCCGUAAAAAUGGAUUGAACGAUUAUGAAGCAUCUCAACCAACGAAGAUAUUAAGUGUUAGUUCUAACGAAUGGGGAAAUCAAAUGUUGAACACAGACACGACAAUUCCACAUCAGACUCCUAUGACGUCUUUUCCUCCUACGAAAGAUAUUGAACUUGAUAAAUACAUUAAAAAUAUGGAAGAAGAUUGCGAGAAGAAAGUAAAGAUAAAAGGAGAAAACAUUCCAAGCUGGAAAAUGCAAAGUACAUCUGAAAUUGUAAACCCUUGCGAACCAGUUAUAAUUGAUAAGAAUCUGCAGCAAAGCAAAUGCUAUGAGGCACCAUUGUAUAUCGACCCAGUAACUGGUAAUCCUAUCUCUCUGAAUACCGAAAAUUCCCUUAGCAACACUCCCACAUACACUUCUCAAAUCAUGACAAACAAAGUUGAUCAAGGAAGUCAUUGUGACAAUCAAAACUGUCCUAAUUGCAAACUAAAGUAAACUAUGAUACUGUUCAUGCAAACUUCUGUGAAUGUAGACUACUGACAGC